UAAUAUUUCCAGUAAGACAUGCUUUCACAAAAGGGUUGUGUUGAACGUGAUUGCACAAGUGCAUUGUGCAUUGUGCCAUUAUCUAAUAUCAAACAAAGUCAGCGUUGAAUCCAGUGUACCAGCCCAUACAUAGUCUUCGCUCAAGAAAGCUGCCAACUCAUCAAUUUACCCAUGAUCACAUCACAGCCGCUCGGAACCUGACACCAAAUGAUACUUCAACCGAAAUGAUUAUUCACUAGUCAGAAUGAAAGUUUAUCAGCUCUCAUACGUCUUAUCAAGUCUUGAUAAUGAUUGCAUUUAAAAAGCAUAUACUUGCAUUUGCCACAGUGAUUUGGUUUUACCUUUGGGCUCAGUUUGAAGCUGCUCCAGAUUUCUCAGGCUACCUUCUGAAGAUUCUGCAAAACCACACAGUGCAUGCUUGUGACGGGGCUCAGUUCUCGAUAAGCUGCCCACCUCAGACAACCAUCAGUGUUCUGUCUGCCUUCUAUGGUCGCCGGGUUCCCAGCGAACAUCUAUGCUGGAGCACAGGAAAUACGUCAGCUGAAAGUACCAACUGUGCUGCCCUCACGGCCACACCCAAAGUUUAUGAUGAGUGUCAAGAACUGCCUUCCUGCCAGUUUUUAGUCAACAGUCGUGUUUUUGGCCCUGAUCCUUGUCCUGGGACCAGUAAAUACCUAAUUGUUUCAUUCAAAUGCAAACCUGAUGGACACCAAAACAAAGUAGUAUGUGAGAAUGAGAAAUUGCAUCUGCAAUGUACGAACCAAACCAUCCUUGUCAUUUACACUGCAAGUUUUGGACGAGCCCUUCAUGGGAACAUGGAGUGCCCCCCAGUGAACAGGACAAUGCCAGAUAUUGAAUGCUUAUCCCCCACAACACUGAGGCAAGUGUCCUCAAGGUGCCAUGGCAAACAGAACUGUUCAAUCACUGCUGAUGCAGUGAGCUUUGGUGACCCCUGCAUCCCUGGAAUCCGUAAACAACUCAAUGUCUCAUACACGUGUGUUCCGAUGAAACUCUUUGACGAGGCUGGUCAAGGUCCAGUAAAGCCCUUCUUGAUAUCAGAUUACACUCAUGGUGGUUGGUAUAAUGGCCCAAGAAUGUCCAUGCUAUACGCCAAAGAUGUCGCUAUUAUUAGCAGUUUCCUGGCUACUCUUGCUCACAUUAGGGGACUCCCGGAGAAAGUAGCCCUGUUCUUCAUGUCUGGUGUGUGUUCUGGUUUAGUGUUUAUCCUCUGCACUUUUGGUUUUCACAUGCUGCUGAGACAUGACAUCAGGAAGCUUCAAAGUGAGGCAGAAGACAACCAAGAAUGUGAAAAUGGCCACACCAGGAUUUCAGACGAUGACGAUGCCUCUUCCAAUACCUCAUUUCGACAAUUAACCAGACAGUACUGGACGUCAGAUAAUAUCUUCAGCCCAGAGGUGGCAGCAGUGAUGGUAGACAGAGUUGAACAAAAUGAGGAAAAAGACAAGGAAAUGUGGUUGAACAAGGAGCCCAGCCCCUAUGCGAUCCAGAACCUAAAUCAGCAUCAGUAAUAAAGGGUCAGAAUAGCAAGUAUUAACAGAGCAGUGUGGAGUGAAAAACAAAGAAGAGAUUAUUGACUACAGCAGGAAGAAGACAGAGGGCAACGAGCCAGUCCUCAUGAUCAUUAGGAAGGCACAACAGUGCACCUACUUCCUUAGAAAGUUUGCGUAGAUCCAGCAUGUCCUCUGAGACUUUUAUAGAUGCACAGUGGAGAGAAUCUUGGCUGGUGUUAUCAUGGCCUGGUAUGGAGACACCAAUGCCCAGGAACAGAAAAGUCUAUAAAAAGUCUACAGCUAGUCUAUCACGGGAAAGCCCUUCCCAUCAUUUACAAGGAGUGCUUCUACAAGAAAGUACAUUCCAUCAUCAAGGACCCCCAUCAUCUAGGCUAUGCUCUCUUAUCUCUACUACUAUUGGGCAGGAGGUACAGGAGCCUUAGAUCAGUUUCAGAAGCAGUCAUAACCCUUCAACCAUUAGGCUCCUGAACCAGCAUGAAUAACUUCACUCACCUCAACUCUGAACUGACUCCACAACCUAUACACUCACUUUAAAGGACUUUACAACUCAGUAUUAUUUAUUUACUUGUUUUAAUUAUAUCCACAAUGUGUGUAUUGGUUGUUUGUCAGAUCUUGUUAUUUAUAGUUUUUCAUAAAUUCUAUUGUAUUUCUUUAUUUUCUUGGAAAUGCUUGCAAGAAAAUGAAACUCAAGGUAGUAUAUGGUGACUUGUAUGUACUUUGACAUUAAAUUUUACUUUGAAUUUGAUAAGUAAAGCUUAAGUGAAAAAGGAAUGGACUGAGUGAUAAUGGUACAUGGAUGAUAUAACAAGAAAUCCUGUUACCUGUAAAUUUGGAUUGAAUGUAUUGGGAAAAGAAGCAAAAGAAAUCACACCAGGACUUUUACAAUGGAGGCAACGGCCAACCAGUCUGCUGUGCUUUACAGCCACAUUAUUCCUACCUAAUUCCCUAAUCACUAAUUCUCAACGUUUUUUAUACCUGGACCAGAACCGCCAACAGAGAUUGAAGAUAUUCUUGGCCAGUUCCGUGUUCAUAUGACCAACUCCAACCUAUCUCUGACUGGCAUGUCCUUUAUCAUCUUGCCUGAUAUUUUCAUAAGUGUAGAAGGAAAAUGGAGAAACAGCCCUGCUUUAUACUGAGUUGUUUACAGUGGUUUUCUGUUGGUUAAUCUUUUAUUUCUGGUCACACUAGAACAACUCUGAGAGGUAGGAAAAUCAUUUGCUAUGUUUGUUGUAAUUAUAUUUUAUAAUAAUUUAUCCCCAAAUCACUCAUUAGUUUCCCGUUAGAGAAUUCGAAAAAGAAAUAUACCACCUGCAAUGAUUCAAUUCAGCUUUAAUAGCGUUUGCAACAGAUUCCAAUCCUUGCAACAUCUAGAAUGUAUAUAUGCCAGGAGCCAUUAAUAUGGAAAGUUGUACUUGGCUGAAGUCACUUUCACCAAAAUAAAUUUUGGAGUAUAGCAUUGGAAUAAGGCAGAAUGAGGUGCUUUUGAUAUUAUGUGAAUGAAAUUACUGGCAUCAUAAUGCUAACAGGAAUUAUUUUAAGCAUAGUCUGAAUAAUUGGUAUUGGAUAUUAACCCAUAAAUGGUGAUCAUAUCCUUUUGGAAAAAUUCCCUUCUUUUACUUGGAGGGUAAACCUGGUAAAGGCAAACAAAUGCUUGAUUUAGUUAAAUGUGCCAAUAACCUUUCAAUGAUAGGAUAUAGAUACGUAAUAAAGUGAUUAUACUUACCCUAUGACUAUUGUGGAUGUAGCGUUUUACUGAUUUUGAUUAAGAUUUAUUUGACCUUUAAAAUCAGCCUCUGUUUAAAGUGACACACAAUGAAAUCUGGUGCAGAACGACAUAGGAAUCUGAAGAUCUUUAUGACUAAUGAAUUUGUUUUAACGCAUGGCAUCUGCAUGGUACAUUUAGCAUUUAAAACUUGCUUCUUCAUUCUAGCGUUCAAGUAUCUGUUACUUGCUUUGAAAGUUGUGGCAUACAUUCAUCAAUGAAUGAUGCAAAGUGCAUUAAUUUUAAAUCUUCAGCCUAAAGUCUUAUGCCACUCUUUGGUAAUAUGCUCUGUUAUUUAUACUCAUGAAAAAGACUUUCAAUAUAUCUUCGCAAAC
This is a messenger RNA of Mobula hypostoma (lesser devil ray), 3629 nucleotides long. Its product is annotated as protein eva-1 homolog C. Gene Ontology annotation, molecular function: carbohydrate binding. The coding region runs from base 288 to 1529 and encodes 413 amino acids. The record is from RefSeq and is a predicted model, not a curated record. The transcript has 8 exons. NCBI's taxonomy places the organism in Eukaryota, Metazoa, Chordata, Chondrichthyes, Myliobatiformes, Myliobatidae.